GGUAUCCCUCUGGGCCUCGCUUCAGCGAUUCCCUACCUUCUACAAUCAGAUACACACACCGCUAACUACCGCUACCAGGCUAUAUUCUCCUGGGUUUUCUGGCCCUUUUCCCUCAAACUCGCCUGGGCACCCAUUGUGGACGCCGUUUACUUCCGUCGUCUGGGUCGCCGGAAGAGUUGGCUCAUCCCCAUCCAGUACGCCAUCGGCAUCGACCUCUUUGUUCUGUCCGGCCGGGUAAACGCCUGGCUGGGUCGUCCAGCAGAUCAAAACUGGGGACCACUGGGGGUGGCUGGUGACGUGCAGAUCUGGGGACUCACCGUCGCAUUCUUUGGACUGACUCUGCUGGCUGCAACACAGGACAUUGUUGUGGACGGAUGGGCUCUCACCAUGCUUUCAAAGGAGAAUGUCGCCUGGGCCUCCACGUGCAAUUCCGUUGGACAAUCACUCGGCGUCAUCAUCGGUUCCAUCGUCUUUUUGGCCCUGGAGUCACCCGAAAUCUGCAACAACUACCUCCGUUUUACACCCGUUCCAGGCCAGGGUCUGAUCAGCUUCCCA
Molecule: messenger RNA, 555 nt
Organism: Dibothriocephalus latus
Lineage: Eukaryota; Metazoa; Platyhelminthes; Cestoda; Diphyllobothriidea; Diphyllobothriidae
Source: the annotation of a GenBank genome assembly